GACAUGGAUUUAGAUUUACACAAACACAGCUGAGAGAGACAGAGAGAGAUUGUAUUUGAAUUUCAAUUUUAAAAAAGGCCAAAAAAGAAAAGAAAAAUAUAUUUGAAUUUCAAUUUUGAAUCCGAGAGAUCUUGCUGGUGUAUUGUAUAGUGUUUGGAUUUACUGAUUUGUCAAGCCUUGUUUCGUUUCUCUUUGGCUCACUACAUCGCAGAUCCUUGAAAGUUCUCCGCAAAUCUCUGUUGUGUUCGUCGAAUCUAAUCUUCGUCUUAAUGGAGCUGUAGUUCUCGCGCGCUUCCCGAGUGUGUCAUGGACUCUGAUAAUCUGAAGCCUGCCGAUGGGCUUGAGGUAGUCCAUCUAAAUGGUGUUCAUGAGCAACUUCCUGGCUCUGGAGAGGAUGACGUUGUUGCUAAUAACGUGAAUGGAAUUUCUGAGGGCACUUCAGAGACCACAGGGGGAAAUGGAAAUCUUGGAACUGCAGAAAUGUUGGAUGAUAGUGGUACCAAUAACUCACCUCCUGCAGAGCCAAGGGAGGAAUCAAAUGCCCGUGUGAAUAACAAGAAGUUGACUGUUUCUAAGGAGGGGAAAGUGAAAGAUGCAGACCAUACAAAGCAAGCCAAGUCAGUGAAGUUUCAAGGGAAAAGCAAGAUUGAGAAGCCAUCAAGCCCCAGAAACAUCUCAGCAACUUGGGUGAAGAAAAGCAAAGAUGAAAAAGAUGUGGGAACAACAUCUACCUUUUCAAAUGGUUCAGUGGGUUCAAAUCCAUGUGCUAAACAGCCUGUUAAAAUUAACUCCUCUUUUGACAGGCAGAUUCAUUCGCCCAAGCAAUCUGGAAAGUCUGAUGCUGUGUCAUCUGAUGGCCAAAUAAGUCCAAAGACAGAACAGGCCAAACAACACAGGGCCAGUGCCCUUCCAAAUUAUGGGUUCAGCUUUAAGUGUGGUGAGCGAGCUGAGAAGAGGAAAGAGUUCUACUCUAAACUUGAGGAAAAGAUUCAUGCAAAGGAGAUAGAGAAGACUACUUUGCAAGUGAAGUCUAAGGAGUCUCAGGAAGCUGAGAUUAAGCAGCUCCGAAAGAGUCUGACCUUCAAAGCAACUCCCAUGCCCAACUUUUAUCAAGAACCUCCACCACCUAAGGUGGAGCUUAAGAAGAUACCACCAACAAGAGCUAGAUCUCCCAAGUUUGGUCGAAAGAAGAGCUCAAUGCUUGAUUCUGAAGAAAAUGGAAGCCACGGCUCCCGACCAGGUCGUCUAAGCUUGGAUGAGAAAUUGUCUCAGAGCAAUACAAGCAAAGCGUCCCCUGUAAUUGUGAGGAAGCAACAGCGAAAGUCUCUCCCUAAACUUCCUUCUGAGAAGACUGCUUCUUCAAGUUCAACAAAUAAUGAAAAAGCCACAUUAUCUGAAGCUUCAAAGCAAGAAAAUACCUUUUUUUCCAAUGCGACAAGUGAAACUACGUCUGCCACGCAAGAGCAGGAGGUAAACCAGAGAGCUGAAGCAAGUGAAACUCAUCCUAAAACAGAUGAAGGAAAUACAAUUACAGAGCAUACUCAACCCAUUCUGGUAGAAGGAGCCACUGUAUUGGAGCAUUAAGUGGAUCAGUAAUCGAAAGGAUAUUCAUAAAUGAUCCCCAUAAUUAGAUUGUGUGAAUAAGAGCUGCAAGGUUCAAAUCAUUCAACAAUGGAGGCACAAAGGAUUUUGGAUUAUGGGUAGUGAGUAGCCUUGUCUAUAGUCAGCAGCAUUGGUUUUGUGUGCUUGCUUUCAAAGUUGCUGGUCUUGUCGUUAGGACUCUGCAUCGUAGUUGCAUUAAUGUAUGUUAUCAUUUGUCAAGUUAAUUUAUGUUGUUUAAGCACCUCCUGUUGGCUGCUGCUGCUUAUUGGAGUCGUUUUGGAAAAUUUUGGGCUUCUGUUAGGUAAUUCUUGAUCAAAAAGUAUUGUUUAUUCCAGUAUUUGUUGAAUAGUUGUCUUUGAAUCCACCACCUAUUUCACUA
Tripterygium wilfordii is the source of this 1981-nucleotide messenger RNA. RefSeq names its product protein WVD2-like 6. The record is from RefSeq and is a predicted model, not a curated record. Bases 307 to 1584 code for a protein of 425 amino acids. NCBI's taxonomy places the organism in Eukaryota, Viridiplantae, Streptophyta, Magnoliopsida, Celastrales, Celastraceae. Gene Ontology annotation, molecular function: microtubule binding. The transcript is spliced from 8 exons.